AUUUUACAGACAUGUUAUCGUGGUGGCUCUCAUACUAUAUGAUAAGGAUUACGUUUUCCCUAACUUUUCACGGAAGAAUGGUUUGUUCCACAGUAGGUGGGUCUAUGCUGCGGGCCACAGGACGCAGAUCAAUGAACCGGGCGGGUUCCUGAAACUGGUUAGUCAACCCAAGGUGGAAUAAACCUUGGACAUCUUUUACUGUUAAAGUUCACCUUUCAGUGGUAUCAUUUAGAGACUAAACAUUUAACAUUGCUGAAGGCGAACCAAGCCUCCAUACAAACCGUGUGCUAUGUGGAUCAUUUGUGAGCUGUAAAGAAACCCGGGAUACACAUCGACUGUAAGAUAUUUACCCUGAAUACUUUUCUGGCAUCCUCGAGUAUCGAAAACCAAAGGAAUUAAAAAUGAUCUUCGCCAACACUGCCAACCCUAUGAGGACUCCGUAUCGUAAGCAGCCUACUGCCAUGACGACCACCCACCCCAUGGCUCCACCCAGCCCAAGCACCAACGGCAACAGCAGUAGCAGCAGCAGCAGCACCACAGGAUGGGAGCAGCUCAGCAAGACCAACCUGUAUAUCCGUGGCUUACCACCGUCCACCACCGACCUCGACCUGGUCAAGCUCUGUCAGCCGUAUGGCAAAAUUGUGUCUACGAAAGCCAUCCUUGACAAGACGACAAACAAAUGCAAAGGUUAUGGGUUUGUGGACUUCGACAGUCCGGGGUCGGCGCAGAAGGCCGUCUCCGCGCUGAAGACCAGCGGAGUCCAGGCACAGAUGGCAAAGGUCCCCCAUUUCCAUCUCCAUCCGCAGCAGCAGGAACAGGACCCCACCAACCUCUACCUGUCAAAUCUGCCCAUGUCUGUGGACGAGCAGGAGCUGGAGAGCCUGCUUAAGCCCUUCGGCCAUGUGGUGUCCACACGCAUCCUCAGAGACACACACGGAGUCAGCCGUGGAGUGGGCUUUGCCAGGAUGGAGUCGACGGAGAAGUGCGACGCUGUCAUCUCCCAGCUCAACGGCAAGUUCAUCAAGACAGCAGGCAUAAUGGGUUCCCCAGAGCCCCUGCUGUGUAAGUUUGCAGAUGGGGGUCAAAAGAAGCGAAUGUCUCAGGGCAGAUACACACCCAACGGGAAGACAUGGUCUCGGGAGGCUGAGGGGAGACUGAGUGGAAUGACCUUGACGUAUGACCCUAACACUGCCACCAUGCAGAAUGGGUACUACCCUCCUCACUACAACAUGGGCGGCAGGCUGAUGCCUCAGACUGUAACUCCCUACAACCUUCCUGUCUCCACAUACCAGGUGCAGAAUCCUCCCUGGAUGACGCAUCAGCCUUACAUCAUGCAGCACCCGGGAGGGAUUUUGUCGCCCUCUAUGGAGCACGCCAUGGCGAUGCAGUCCUCCUCCAUCAUGGCUCCUCUCGCACAGCAGAUGGGGCAUCUGUCUCUGGGCAAUACGGCAGCAUUCAUCCCUGCCAACUCCGGCAUGCAGGGCGCCUACAACCUCCAGUACACACACAUCCCUGCCUCCGCCGUGCCCGUGGAGGACAAUACAAACCCCAAUGAAUCAUCCAAUGAUCAUUCAACGUACAGUUAUCAACACAGCAAGUAGUAAUAAGGGAACAGUGUUCAAGGAGUGGGGACGGAAAUAACAUUGUUUCCAUGGAAACAAACAAGCUCUCUCCGGGAGGAUGUGACAUCACCACACCUCUUUCCAGGGAAGGACUCAAAUGAAAACGGAAGUGACGUCAGAAAAACUCCUUUGGACUUUGGGUGGCAGUGCAGCUCUUGCAGUCAAGGGUUGACAAAAGACAACCGGGACAAAGUUUUAUUUUGUUAAAGAAAGAAAUUACAAAUGUUCAACCUCUUUUAUAAGGACACGAGCGUGCACACAGGGGCACGGCCAUUUUUUUUUUUUUUUUGCGACAGAAACACCCUGUGACUGGAGUGUGAGAGUGAAGACCAGGUUUGAUGCUUUUCCUUCACAGACUGCCCUCUUGAACUCUUUCUUUGAUUGGUUUUAAAAUGAGCAAGGCACGUGUGCUGUUCCAAAUAAAUUUAAACAUAAUAACACACAAAAAAUAGCAAAAAAAAAAUAAAUGUCCCCUCAGCUCCAUUGCUUUCUCUUGCUGUGGUUAUGGGGCUGACAUCCGCAUGCAGUGAUUUGAGUGAAAUGAUUUUUUUCUUAUUUCUUCCCACCCACAAACCUAGCUAGUUUUGUACUAGGAUGCACUGUGUGUGUGUGUGUGUGCGUGUGUGUGUGUGUGUGUGUGUGUGUGUGUGUGUGUACUUUUGUGUGUGUGUGUUUGAAUGUUCCGCUGUUUGAGCUUCCUUCAAAUCUUUGCCUUCUAAGUCUGAUGUGAUGUUGUAGUUUUAGGUGAAAAGUUGUUGUCUCUUGGGUGGGUGGUUUGGGGGCAGGGUUCAAAGGUUGUUGUGGGGGAGGGAGGGGGGUUGGCUCAGCAUGGUGGGGAGAGGGUAUAUGAGAAAAGAGAUUUUAUAUUUCACACAGGAGAUGAUUUUAGUCUUGGGGAGGGGGAGGGGGGGUUGGCGUAGUGGUUAGCAAGAAGGUUCGUGCAAAUGUUUAUUUCUAACUCUGUGAUGAAAUGCAAUACAGGCGUUAAUUCAAUCCAGCACCUUAGCUGCUGAAUGCCAAUGUGCGUUAGCGGCUAAACUGCAUCGUUUGAGUUUUCCUCCAUGACUUCCACUGCUUUCCAAUAAAACGGAAAGAUCUCUGUGGCCAACGGGGCAUGUAUGAAAUGACCUCUUGCCCAGAAUGGCCCAGUUCCCAAUAGUCUUAACAGUUUAGCAAUACUUUCCUUGUGGUUCAAUUCUUUUUCUGCACCUGAUUUUUAUUUUCGUUGACAAUUACAUACAAUUUCUACAUUCUGUUUAGCCUCUGAUGUUUUUAGGACUGUGCUUCUAUUUGCUUGACAUUGUGUUGCUCAGACAUCAAGAGCAAUGUUUGACAAGGAAUUUCUUCUCCCACAAAGUGGAAAGGAAAACUAGAUGGAGAGCUACCAGUGUGGUUAAAAAAAAACAAAAAAAACAGGCAGUAUGUGUUUUUUGUUGUUGAAGGUGAAAAGAAUGUGUUUACAACAAGGCAAAUGGAAAUGUUUGUUAAUAUUCCUAUACUUUCUAUGUGUUGUUCUUCUUUGUUUCAGGCAGGGUUUUUGCUUUUUUUACAUUAGCAUUUUUUUACCUAAGGGUUUUUGCUUUUUUGUUUGUUUGUUUUUGCAUUUGUUUUCAUCAUGUGUUAGAAAAAAAAGUGUAAGAAAUGCAAAAACGCAUCUGAAACGCAGAAAGAGGCCUGUAUAGGCAUUUAUAUAUUUUUUUUUUCCGACAACAGAAAUCACACACUGCGCCUGCAAACAGACAGAAGUGGCAAAAAACAGCGAACAGUUGAAAUCUCCCUCCGAAUACAGUUUUUUUUCUGUUCUUCUUUGAAGCACCUCAGGACUGCAGAUGUUGGCCUCCCUCUGGUCUUAACCAGUCACACACAUCUGAUUCACAGUCUGUCUCUGGCUGAACACACCAGAUUGAAUCAACCGUCACCAAUGGCCUCCUAUGUCCGAUCAGGUGUAGGGACUUGGGAGACGGAUAGGUUAACACAUGAUUGCCCCACCAAAAGGGCUCAGUGGCAGAUGCUGCCUUUUAGGCACGCAGAGAGCCAACUUCCAGAGUCUCCUAAACUGGUUCCAUCCUGAUCUGCAGUCAGUCAGUCAGUUAGGCAUGGCAUGAAAUGUACAUCGAUUACAGGUUCCUGAACAGAAAGGCAAAUUGAAUCCCACACUUGGCUUGCUGUCUCUGUGUCAACUCUCAGUCUGUACUGUGUGUUCCUGGCUGUUUUGCACAGCAUAGAACUUGACUUACAUUAACAUUUUCACAGCAUAGAACUGGACUUCCAGUAACAUUUUCACAGCAUAGAACUGGACUUCCAGUAACAUUUUCACAGCAUAGAACUGGACUUCCAUUAACAUUUUCAGCGUUGAUAGUUUCCAAAAUUUUCUCCGCUCUCAUCCUCAGCUAGGAAUGGUAUGGAGUCACUCAUUUGACAUUGUAUCAGAGGGAGAGUUGCUGAACGCCUCCUUUUUUUUCUGAAGGGAUAUUGAUUUCACACAGGAGAACUGAAUAUUACCAAAGACCGUCAAAUAAUAGACCUUACUGAAGAGUUAGAACAGACAGUCACUGUGUGGGAUCCAAUUGUGUGUCCUUGACACCCAGAGGUAGAGUUUGUUUUUAGAUUUUUUUCCCUGUCGGCUGUCCCUCUCAUAGUUCGUCCUGUAAAUAUGUUGGAAGUCUGAAGGGCUGGAAUAGCGUGUAGUUUGGAUAUUGUGCCUUUUUUUGUUCCCUAGACUUUAGGCUCAGUUCAGUUUCUCCACAGAUGCAGUAAAGAAAGACACUUUCUCAGUGUAGCUUACAUGAUGCUACAUGAUUCAACCUUCAACCGUGAAGAAAUAGUCCUAAUUCGUGAUAAAUUACAUUUUUCUUUUCAGUUUUGUAACACAAAAAUUAAACAGUUAUAUUAGGAUAAGGCAAAAAAAAAAAAAAGUAGGAAACCGCUGAUUUAUAGCUACACCAAGACAGACUUGCUUGGACUUUCCUUAUGACCAAUUCAGACCCUUCCAUUUGAUCGAAUCAAUGAAAUAUAUAUAUUGUGGAGAAGGAGAUAGUGUGGAGUGGUUGUUUUUGAUGUAACGGUCUGCAAGGCCGGUGAACUACCUCAGAGUUGCAUGAGCUCUGUGUUUUGGGUGGGGUGUGUUGGGUGGGGGGGGCAUGCAGGUUCAGUCCUCCCCUCCCCCCCACUCCAAAAUCCUUCUCACAGAGCACAGGUCCAGCUCAGGAGCUGGACACUACACUACAGGAAACCUCUUCUUCUUCCUCUUCCUCCUCUUCGUCCUCCUCCUUCUCUUCCACCUCUUCUCUGAGGAAGCGUCUUGUUUUUAGACAUUUUUUGUAAUGUGGUCUAGCUGAUGGUAAUUGGUAAGAAAGCUGUGGAUGCCUAUGCAUUGAAGGUGCUUGACCUGGUCUACCUGGUCAUUGCUUCCGCUUGCCAUUGGAGAUAUGUGCUGAAUUCUGUGGAAAGACAUGAAGAGGGAGAGUUGAAUAAAUGGAUAAUGGUGUGUUACAUUUAGAUAAAUGUCUGCCCUCCUGACGUAGAUCCUUCUUGUUUAUGGGGGCAGCCAUUUCCCAGUAACCAAAGCAAACUGUCGUCAUGGUGAUCAAGCAGUGGACAUUUUUGUCAGUGAAUUCCUCCAAAACCAGAACGUCAACCCCUCAAGAAAACAGUCACAUGAAGUGGUGGGAAAAUAAAGUAAUAAUAAUUUAUGAGGUGAUCUUUUGUACAGACAGAUGCAAAAAGUGAGAGAAUUUCAUAGAGAUGUCUAUAAGAUCAAAUACAGAGUAAAUCCUUUUUUAUUUUAUUUUGUUGUUUUUACACACAAAUGUGCCAGUCAUAAUUAUGUUCAAUCCAAGGAAACAGCUUUGUUAUUUUUGCAUUGUUUCUUACUGUCGAAAUGUUUCUUUUUUUUAUCUUAAUUUAAAUAUCACCCAGUAGAUAAAAAAAAAAUAUCCUGUCAUCAUUUCCUCUGUCAAAACCUUUUUGAAAUAAAAUUGAACCUCAUUCUG
This is a messenger RNA of Clupea harengus (Atlantic herring), 5614 nucleotides long. It is a transcript of the gene rbms1a, whose product is annotated as RNA binding motif, single stranded interacting protein 1a. Gene Ontology annotation, cellular component: ribonucleoprotein complex. The coding region runs from base 402 to 1601 and encodes 399 amino acids. Gene Ontology annotation, molecular function: RNA binding. The record is from RefSeq and is a predicted model, not a curated record. The transcript is spliced from 14 exons. NCBI's taxonomy places the organism in Eukaryota, Metazoa, Chordata, Actinopteri, Clupeiformes, Clupeidae.